Messenger RNA from Durio zibethinus, 1146 nucleotides. NCBI's taxonomy places the organism in Eukaryota, Viridiplantae, Streptophyta, Magnoliopsida, Malvales, Malvaceae. The record is from RefSeq and is a predicted model, not a curated record.
AUGGUUAGACGCAAAGCCAAGAGUUCCCAUUUUUCCUUUACUAGAAGAGUUGGAAUUGUACGUUGUGACAAGCUAAGCGGCGUUCCAGUGAUGACUAGGUUUUCUUCUCUUGAGAUACUCACUGUUAGAGCCCGCGAGGAGUUAAGUUUGAUAGGCGAUGGACUAUUUCCCUCCAAUCUAAAAAAAUUAGAGAUACAAGAGGGUAGGAAAUUGAGCUCCAUUCCAAGUGUGGAGGGAAGUAUCUUUUUUCUUCAAGAGCAUCAGGUGGAGGGAUGUCAUGAAUUAAGUAAAAUAGAAGAGGGACUGGUUGCUUCCACAUGUCUAAGAGACGUAUGCACACGUGGUUGUCCGAAAUUGAUAUUCAUAAACUCCGGAUCUGAAUCUUUUUUGAAGCGGCUUGAACUAAGAAGGUGUUAUGAAUUACGAGAGAUAGGUGGACUAUCUUCAAGUACGAUGCUGGAAAAGUUACUGAUAAAUGACUGUCCUAAUCUGAUUUCCAUUCCCAGUGUAAAUGGCUGCUCCUUUUUUUUAAGCUUAAGCCUGGAUGGAUGCGACGGAUUAAUAAGUCUACCAAGUGGAUUGCGAGCCCAGCAUUCGUUAGGGAAGCCUUGGUUGUCUCACCCGUUUGAAGACAUUGGAAUUGGGUCCCUUUUCAGAAGAGCUAGAGGAAUUCCCAGGUCUCAUGAGUUCCAUCUCUUCCCUGGAAGAUUUCACCUUACGGGGAAGGAAAAAACUAACCUCUCUGUCAGAUCAACUUCAACACCUCACAGCACUCAACAAAUUAUCGAUUCGAAACUUCAGCAAGCUUUGCCAGAGUGGUUCGGUAACUUCUCCUCUCUUCGAUCUUUACAUAUUACGUAUUGUGAAAAUCUGGAGCAUCUGCCAUCUAAGGAAGCCAUGCAACACCUCUCCAAUUUGAAGAAAUUGGAAUUGCGUCCUUACUCAGAACAGCUAGAACAAUUCCCAGUUCCCAUGCGUUCCAUAUCUUCCCUUGAAGAUUUGGCCUUACACGGAUGGAAAAAACUAUGCUGUCUAACAGAUCAACUUCAACACCUCACCGCACUGGGCCAAUUAUCGAUUCGGAACUUCGGUGGGGUGAGUGCAUUGCCAGUGUGGUUGGGAACUUCUCCUCUUUUCGAUCUUUAG